Molecule: messenger RNA, 786 nt
Organism: Entamoeba invadens IP1
Lineage: Eukaryota; Evosea; Mastigamoebida; Endamoebidae
Exons: 2
Coding region: 1-786 (261 amino acids)
Source: RefSeq, a predicted model, not a curated record
AUGUCAACGAGUGGUGAUAAGAAAAAAGCCUCAGGUAUUUCAAUAAAUAUGGCCACCGCGAAGCGCGAAGAAUUGAUAGAUUUUAUACACGCGUGUUCGGAGCGUAUUCGUAUAUUAAAGCAGAAGAACUCUGAACUCCAAGUUGAUGCCAAAACACAAACAGAGGAGCGUGAGUUAUCUGAGAUUCGCGCAAACGAUUUAGAACGUAAAAUUGAAGCGAUUAAAAAGGUUCACGACGACAAAGUAUCUGAGAUGUCUGACAAACUCGAGCAAGUGAAAGAACAACUUAGUAUGGCAACCCCCGACAUCCCUUCGAUAUUAAAAUUAUUAGACGACACUUUGGAUUGUGCUGAUGGCGAAGACUCCUCCGAUAAAGAGGACGAAGUGGUCAAAACUAUUCGAAGUGAAGAGACAAAACGCGUGUUAGAAGCAAAUGAUAUGAAAUGGAAGACUGAGAUGUUGGACCAAAAAGAAACGCAAGAGACUGAAUUUAAGAAACAAAAGGAAUCAUUAGUCUCUAAAUAUGAAGAAGAGAAAAAAGAACUCACUUCAAAGAUCGACGAAAAGACUAAACAACUUCUUAAAGCAGAUGAAGAUCUUAAAGCGGCAAAUCAAAUAUUUUCUGAAUAUAAAGCUCGAACAUGCAAAACAUUCGAGUCGGGAAAGGAUUUCAGAAAGGAACACGAAAAGUGUGACGAAGUCAUUUUUAAACUGAAAGCUGAAGUCGAAAAGCUGAAAUAUGAAAAUGAAAGACUUCUUGAAGAACUUAAACUAAAGAAAAACUAA